AUUUCCAUCUCUCGGCUUGUUUACCUGUGACUUGGUUGCUUCCAAUAACCAUGGUAAUGCUAUUCUGGUCGUAUGUAUUGUCGUAAGGCGUUCAUUGGUUAACAGUCGUGAGAUCGCUAUAAGCAGGGACCAAGCCUGAUGAAGUCUAUCGACAGCGCGUGUCGCUCACUUUUAGUCUUCAAUUGACUGCAGUACUAUGUACCGAAACAUGGACCGACCAGCUACCUACUUACAUACACAACCGCACCUUCAAGUUUUACUCGUUUAAGUAAAAAGAUGAGAGGAAGAUGAAAUGCUCAGUGGUUUCGGAUCGCCGUGGAAACGGUCAACACAGUGCGUAAACAAAUGGACAAAGCAGAUAUAUGAAUAAUUACGCGGAGAUACGGAGACCGUGUGAUUGCCAUCCUCUCAGGAAAGACUCUUUUAUUGUCCUGUAUAGCCUGAAGACCCGUCGCUACCUGAUGAAGUGGUGCCGAUCAAUCAAUACCCGGAUUGCAAAUUUUAAUAUCAAUUGAUCAGACCAAUCAUACACAAGUUUCGACCAGUGGUACUACACAACAACAUCCCGGCCUCGGUAAUCAGUUGUUUACAGGAUAAAAGUACCUACUGUUGCUUUUUAUUUCCUUUACUAGUAUCACAACGAUGGCUUCCGGAAAUAAAAAACUUUAUAUAUCUGUGAUGAACCGGGAAACUGUUCUCCUAUGGUUUUCCGAUUAAAACAAUGUAAAUGUGAGUGAAAUUAAAUUCAAAGAUUUUAAAAAGAGAGAAGAAUGUGUUACGAGUGCCGAUGGUUUCGCUGAGGGCAGCCAUGACGCGUCCCACUCAGCACGGAUGCUGCACUCUCCUCCACCUUCGAGAAGACAAUGCCAGGUUCAUCCUUCUCUUUGUGGUCCUCUUACUGUACAUGUUUGCUGGCGCAUUCUUGUUCAUGAGUUUAGAGCAAGAGAACGAACAAAAAGAAAAACAGGAUUUUCAAAACUACCUUGAGGAGUUCUAUAGCCGAAACCCUGACGUUAACAAAACUGAGUUAGAAGGUCUCCUAAAGAGGUAUGGAGCGGCUGAGACCGCCGGGUACGUGGGCAACAAGAGACCCCGCUGGGAUUUCUCAGGCUCCUUCUAUUUUGUAGGAACAGUUAUUUCAACAAUAGGAUUUGGAAUGACAACCCCAAGGACCGUUCCUGGAAAGAUUGUACUAAUAUUCUAUGGAUUCUUUGGUUGUGCCAGUGCUAUUUUAUUUUUCAACCUUUUUUUGGAGAGAAUUAUAACAUUCCUUGCUUACAUCCUUCGUGCAGUUCACGAACGGGAGAUGAGGAGAAAGUCCGGAGGGAACGGGUCACGUGACUCAAGAGACCGAAGGUCGUCCCAGACGUCUGAUGACGACCACUUGGACACGUGGAAGCCCUCGGUGUACUGGGUGAUGCUGAUUCUGCUCCUGGGAGCCAUCAUCGUUGCUUGCUGUGCAUCCGCCAUGUACCACCCGGUAGAGAACUGGACCUACUUUGAUGCAAUAUAUUUCUGUUUUGUGACGUUCGCCACGAUUGGAUUCGGUGAUUUAGUGGUUAGUCAAAAAUCAGACUACGAUUAUGUACAGUUGUAUCGAAUAGGGAAUUUUAUCUUCAUUGUGAUUGGGUGCUGUUGUAUAUACAGUCUAUUCAACGUUACAUCCAUUGUAAUCAAACAGUUUUUGAAUUGGCUGAUUCAAAAAAUGAACUGUCGAUGUAGGCGUCGACCGAAGAAGUCUACGGGACGUAGAAAUGCAAUCACUCCAGGCCAUCUCCAACGACAUUCUAAAUCCAACGGCUCCACCAAGGCGCACAGCGUCACAGUGGAACCGGACAGUGAUUCCGAGGGCCGCAGGAACUCUGACGAAAUGAUCUCCAUGCGGGAUUUCUUAAAUGCAAACAAAAUUUCGCUAGCAAUGAUGCAAAAGCAACUUUGGGAAACAUCUCAAAGAGGAGGAGGAGGGGGAGGGGUGUCCAACGGGGGUGGUUUUCAGGGACCGGUUGGUCCUUUAGCCAUUUUAGACCGAAAAUUAGGCCAAGAAGAAGUAUGAUAUAUAUCAAUUCGUGCAAAUAACUUUUUCAUAUAACAUUCUGACAAUCCUGAAAAAAUUGAUUCGUCGAAAAAGGCAUACUGUGAUAAAAACUGUCCGAAAGUUGUAAGAAAGACUGCUAUUGGCAAUCAUUAUUCCUGUGUUAUAUCUCAACAACGACGUGUUUUCAACUAUCUGAUAACGAAACAUUCGGACCACCCGCUGCGAAGACAGGAACUGCCAGCGUCACUUCCGGACACCUCAAGGUCACAAGGUUGCGCAUCUUUUUCUUGUGUUCUUAUUCACGUCUCGUUUCUUGACCGCAGAGAUUAUUGAUAUUUUUGUAGGAUUUUAAACGAUGAAAAUGUCUUUUAUGAAUAUAUGUGCAAUUCUGUUAGCCAUUGUUGAAAAAUGUAAACUAAAUGAAUGCACCAUUGUCUUUCAUGACCUAAUUAAGAUUUUGUGACCUACAUGUAAAAGAGGAUAUUUUAAGUUUGGACUCAGCCAACGUGGCUCUGUUAACGAACAUUGUAUAUAAUUUGCUAUUAUUUACAUAGAAUCAAUAUUCGAAGGAAUAUCAGCAUGUGUCUGAAACUAGAAAAAUUUGUAUGCAUGUUUAGCAAUGACACUGUAGUUAAUUCUGACAUAUUAAUUUAAUUGUAUGAGAUGAUAUUCAAUCACAAUUAAAAUAUCAGACAAUUUGGUUAUAUAUUUGAAUUAGUUUGAAUUGGUUGUUUGCUAUUUAAAGUUGUUAUGUUUUAUCAAGAACAUUUACCAAUAAAUUAUUUCACGAC
This is a messenger RNA of Magallana angulata, 2826 nucleotides long. Its product is annotated as potassium channel subfamily K member 13-like. Bases 788 to 2053 code for a protein of 421 amino acids. NCBI's taxonomy places the organism in Eukaryota, Metazoa, Mollusca, Bivalvia, Ostreida, Ostreidae. Gene Ontology annotation, molecular function: potassium ion leak channel activity. Gene Ontology annotation, biological process: stabilization of membrane potential; potassium ion transmembrane transport. The transcript has 3 exons. The record is from RefSeq and is a predicted model, not a curated record. Gene Ontology annotation, cellular component: membrane.